This is a messenger RNA of Calidris pugnax (ruff), 2929 nucleotides long. It is a transcript of the gene CCNL1, whose product is annotated as cyclin L1. NCBI's taxonomy places the organism in Eukaryota, Metazoa, Chordata, Aves, Charadriiformes, Scolopacidae. Gene Ontology annotation, biological process: regulation of transcription by RNA polymerase II. The coding region runs from base 1567 to 2466 and encodes 299 amino acids. The record is from RefSeq and is a predicted model, not a curated record. Gene Ontology annotation, cellular component: nucleus. The transcript is spliced from 10 exons. Gene Ontology annotation, molecular function: cyclin-dependent protein serine/threonine kinase regulator activity.
CUUUCAGAUUGUUGCUAUGGCCUGCAUCAAUCUUGCGUCGAAAAUCGAAGAGGCACCUCGUCGUAUAAGGGACGUGAUCAACGUGUUUCAUCAUUUGCGUCAGUUACGAGCAAAAAGCGACCAGCUACAUUUACCAAAGCCUGGGUGAUGUGGAGUGGUACAUAAAGAUGAAGCUGUCGUCAUGGCAACAGUGAGUGAAGUAUCGAAAAUCCCCAAGGAGAAGCCAGUGCUCUGAGAAUAGGUCACUGGAAUCGGGGGACUAACAGGACUCCAAGCCCCCUGAUACUUGAUCAGAACUACAUAAACACCAAAAAUCAAGUAAUCAAAGCAGAAAGGAGGGUACUGAAGGAGUUGGGAUUUUGUGUUCAUGUCAAGCAUCCGCAUAAGAUCAUUGUUAUGUAUUUACAAGUCCUAGAAUGUGAGCGUAAUCAAACCCUGGUACAGACAGCCUGGGUAGUCCAUGAUGGUAAGUCAUAGAGCUCUGCCCUCUGCACCUCAGCCCAUGACCUGGGGAUGGCCUGUUUGGCUGCCCUUCUCUCCAGCCAACCCAGUGCAAGCUCAUCCGAGAUUCACUGAAGUGGUCCAUAUCCAUCGGGCAGCAUCUUCUAGUUCUGUCUGGGUGUCAAAAGGAUUUGUAUAUUUGCUUUUAGAAGUAACUGUUAAAAAUGUUUCUAAAUGUUUUUGUUGCCUAGCUGCUGUAUACUGUAGUGUAUUUAAAGGACACACGGGGUAGACUUUCUGCCGACAUUCAUUUAGUUGAUUUAGCGUUUGGCUAAACUUGAGUUUAAAAAAAAAAAAAUAUAAAAAUGACAGUGCAUGCAGCAUGUUCACUUAAAAGCCAUAUUGGGCAUGGUUUUCUGUAGAGUCAAUACUUACUGACUGCUGUUCGUUUCUUUCCUGUAGCUCAGUAACUUAGAAAUCGAUGGAGGUCUCUGCUGUUUAAAUGUAUCUCUUGGCAUGUGUUGCUUGGCAGUGCCACCAUGGUGGACCAUAGUGAAGUGCGAGACCCGUUACUAACUUACAGGUCUUUUUCCAACACUCUGAGCAAAUGGGAUGCUUCUCUCUCUGGAUGAAGUUAAUGUGACUCGAGGCACACGUAGGAUUUAAAUGCAGUGUUUUAUGAAUUUUAUAGGUUGCAUCUAGCCUCUGGAAAAUGGUAGGUUAAAAAUAUACCAUGCUUAUGCUUGUAUUUGAGUUUUAAGCAUAUUGAUUUUUGAAUACAAGAACAUUGGUGUUUAAAGCAAACAGCUGGACAGAUGAAAAGUACUUUUUAGACUGUUAACUCAGUGGACACUUCAUGGUGUAACUUACUGUGCCUACCUAGGAAGUAGCCAUUACAUACUACUACUUGCAUUGGGGUUUCAAAACAAUGGCAGGGGUGCAAACUUUGGUACAGAAGUAACAAAUGUAAACAUUAAAUGCAAUAAUUGGAAAGAAACCAAGUUUUUAAUAUAAUUACAGAAAAAAUAAUAAAGUCAAUUGAGUCUCCAGUAUUGUUAUCCUCUAAAUAAGAAUAUGUAAACCUGAGAUCCAACCUUUCAUAAUUUUUUUUUUUUAAGGAAUUACAUGAAUGACAGCCUUCGAACAAACGUGUUUGUUCGCUUCCAGCCAGAGACGAUAGCAUGUGCUUGCAUUUAUCUUGCUGCUAGAGCACUGCAGAUUCCACUGCCUACCCGUCCUCACUGGUUCUUGCUCUUUGGCACCACAGAAGAGGAGAUUCAGGAGAUAUGUUUAACAACUCUUAAGCUCUAUACCAGAAAGAAGCCCAAUUAUGAAUUCUUGGAUAAAGAAGUAGAAAAGAGGAAAAUGGCACUACAGGAAGCUAAACUGAAGGCAAAAGGCUUAAAUCCUGAUGGAACUCCAGCACUCUCAACACUGGGUGGCUUUUCUCCUGCCUCCAAACCAUCUUCCCCAAGAGAAGUAAAAACUGAAGAGAAGUCUCCAGUAUCUCUGAAUACCAAAACUGUUAAAAAAGAGCCAGAAGAGAGGCAGCAGGCUUCCAAGAGCCCUUACAACGGCAUGAGAAAAGAAAGCAAGAGAAGCAGGAGCAGCAGAAGUGCCAGUCGGUCCAGGUCGAGAACAAAGUCACGGUCUCGGUCUCACACACCCAGGCGGCACUACAAUAAUAGGCGGAGCCUGUCUGGGACGUACAGCUCCCGGUCGAGAAGCCGGUCGCGCAGCCACAGCGGCAGCCCUCGCCGACACCACAACCACGGCUCCCCGCACCUGAAGGCCAAGCACAGCCGGGAGGAGCUGAAGAGCGCCAAUAGACACGGUCACAAAAGGAAAAAAUCUCGUUCGCGUUCGCAGAGCAAAUCCCGGGAUCAUUCCGAGGCUGCCAAGAAGCACAGGCACGAGCGGGGACACCACAGGGACAGGCGGGAGAGGUCCCGCUCCUUCGAGAGGUCUCACAAGGGCAAGCACCACGGCAGCGGCCGCUCGGGACACGGCAGGCACCGGCGCUGAGGUUUGCUCCUGCCCCGGGCUCUGGCUAAGCCUGUACAUACCACAGUAAAUGGACUCUUUCUUUGAGAACAAUGGAACCGAUUAGGAUUUGAUUAAUUUAAACCCAAUAUCUAAUUUUUCUAAAACGUGUAGAAGAUUUCUUUUUUUUUUUCUUUUGGGAAAGAAACUGUUACCAACUUUUGCACAUAAUACCUUAGCAGUAUCAGAUUGGUGGGAAACAACGAUCAGGUUAAAUUGUAUGUAUUAGGGUUGUGUAUUGUUUAUUGAUAUAAGAACUGGAGAAUGGAUUUCUGUAAAAAGGCAAAAUGUACCUUAUUUUUAUACAAGUCAAUUGCAGACACUUAUAUUUAAGUAUAGUUAUUUGUUUAAACGAUGGUGGAUACUUUCUUACACUGGUUUUAGUCUGCAUGUGUUAAAAGAUUUUUACAAGAAAUAAAAUAUAAAGCUUUUUUUUUUUACUGCC